AUGGACUUCUACUCCCCUCAUAUCUUCCGCUCCAAUAAGCUUGAUCGCUUCUCCCCUCGCAGUCGCAGGCUAGGGACCGACAUUUCCACGUUCCCAUCUCUCCUCAAUGAAGCUGCGACGGCUCUCCAUUCUUCUCCUAUCGCAAAAACACCGCCGCAUAUCCUUCCCAUCGGCGUUGGCUUCAUAUGCUGGGGAGCCGACCUCUCUACGGCCCUCUUUGGUGCCGAUGCGGGUGGUCAUGGACUUGCUCAGUCGAGCUCCAUCAUUACCUUGCUGCCGGAAUGUGCUGAUGCCUUGGCGAAAGAUGGAUACGGGGAUAUUACCCUCAUUGCUACUGGUGGAAUUGUAGAUGGGAGAGGUGUUGCUGCUGCGUCGACAUUAGGUGCAAGCGGUGUUUGCAUGGGAACUCGGUUCUUUGCCUCGCCCGAGGCGGCAAUCGGCGAGGGAUAUAGGAAUGCGAUUGUCGAUGCCAAAGAUGGUGGUGUGGCCACUGCUCGGACGACUGUGUAUGAUCGGUUACGAGGGACAGUGGGAUGGCCGGAGACGUAUAAUGGCAGGGGCGUACUGAAUCAGAGUUUUCGAGAUCAUGCGCAUGGGAUGAGCGAAGAUGAAAGCAAGAAGCUGUACGAGGGCGCGAUGAAACUGGGGGAUCGGGAAUGGGGUGAUAAUGGGAGAAUGACUACUUAUGCGGGAACUGGAGUGGGCCUGAUUCAUAGGGUUCUGCCGGCUGGUGAUAUUGUGAGGGAGGUUUUGAAAGAUUCGAGAGAUAGUUUAGUUAGGGCGGGGAGCAACCUGUAA
This is a messenger RNA of Hyaloscypha bicolor E, 798 nucleotides long. Its product is annotated as NPD-domain-containing protein. The record is from RefSeq and is a predicted model, not a curated record. Lineage: Eukaryota; Fungi; Ascomycota; Leotiomycetes; Helotiales; Hyaloscyphaceae. The transcript has 3 exons. The coding region runs from base 1 to 798 and encodes 265 amino acids. Gene Ontology annotation, molecular function: nitronate monooxygenase activity.